This is a messenger RNA of Pieris rapae (cabbage white), 1443 nucleotides long. RefSeq names its product ran-specific GTPase-activating protein. NCBI's taxonomy places the organism in Eukaryota, Metazoa, Arthropoda, Insecta, Lepidoptera, Pieridae. The transcript is spliced from 4 exons. The coding region runs from base 160 to 843 and encodes 227 amino acids. Gene Ontology annotation, cellular component: cytoplasm; nuclear pore. The record is from RefSeq and is a predicted model, not a curated record. Gene Ontology annotation, molecular function: GTPase activator activity. Gene Ontology annotation, biological process: nucleocytoplasmic transport.
CCAACGCAUAUUAAAAGUUAGACAACGGACGUUUGUCUCAGUUUGUUUCUUAUAAUUUGCAUUUUCCAACAAUAGUAAUUGUGAGUCGUUUAGUUUCAUUAUUUUUAAUUAUUUAGCAGGCUAUUUUAUUUCCAUAAAUACAAUGUCUUUACCGUUCUAAUGUUAUGUUUGCAGACCGAGGAAAGUGUGAGGCGCAAUAGUGAGAGCGAGGGUGAUGCAGAGUCUCCAGAACAUGACCCUCACUUUGAACCUGUUCUAUCGUUGCCUCUAGUGGAUAUUCAGACUAACGAAGAAGAUGAAGAAGAGCUAGCAAAAAUCCGCGCCAGGCUCUACAGAUACGACACCGCCGAUCAUGAAUGGAAGGAACGCGGUACUGGUGACAUAAAAUUACUUCGCCACAAGUUAAACAAUACAGUAAGAGUUGUAAUGCGACGAGACAAGACACUAAAAGUGUGUGCAAAUCAUUUUAUAACUCCUGAUAUAAGAAUGAAUGUGCACUGUGGUUCUGACAAGGCUUUUAAUUGGUCUGUUUUUGCGGACUUUGCUGAUGAAACUAUGAAACAGGAAUUGCUGGCUAUAAAGUUUGGCACUGUGCAGAAUGCUGAAUUAUGGAAAGCAAAGUUUGCCGAAGCCCAAGAAAUUGUAAGAACAAAAUGUAUUCUGUAUACCCAAGAUCUAUCAUCAGAUGAUGAGAGUAGUAUCACUAGAAGUGAAGACACUGAUACUCCUGAACCUAAAACUACCGACAAAGGUGAUGAGGAUUCAAAGAAAGACAGUCUAGAAAGUGAUGGUGUGGUUCUGAAAUUAAAAGAACUGAAAGUGGAUAGUGAAAAAUCUGACUAAAACAAGCAUUUAUGAAUGUGGUCUAAGAGAUCUUAUUCCUGUAGCAUGGACAGUCAAAAUAUAAAUUUAAAAAAUAUAAGUAGACUAAUAUUGCAUUAAAAAUGCAUAAUGCAGUUAUUAGUAGUAUUUUUUACAUUGCGCUUCAUUUCUGUACCUUCUGCAGCGUAUGAGACUGUUGGACAAUGCAAAUUUAAAUAAUUUCAGACUACAAUCUCUUGUUUAGUUUACUUUGAAUUUCCAUUAUAUUUAGUGCUAUAUUUUUUAGUCAUAAAAGGUAUGUUCUUUAUUAUUAGGUAUUAUGCAUUUUAAAGUAGCAUUAAAGUUAGAUUUAAUAUUUUUAUAUUAUUACAUUCACUAGGGACUAUUUUUAUUAAGGCUAUUGUUGUAACCUACAUACCAUUAUGAUUGGAUUGGAAAUUUAAUACAAGCUGAUAUGAUUUAAUGUUUUUAAGUACUGUAGCUCACUUGCGCAUUGUUUUUGUCAUAAUCCAAAAAUUGUAAGUAAAAGUAAUCAGGUCUUUCCUGUUCUUUUAUAUGGCCAAUGACAUAAAAUAUUCAAAUUAUUUGUAUAAAUAAGACAAUUAAAUUACAUAAAACAAC